AUGAUGAUGCUUGGAGUGACAUUGGGAUUGGUUUUGGCCAAUGCUGAUGAUGGUUACGUUUAUGGCCAGCCAUCCGGUGAGCAGCUGCAGGAAAUCCAAGAGGUCAGUCGUCCCAGGAAGCACCGCUUGAAGCCACGUGUCUACCCAGAGUAUCCCUCCCAAGGUUGCGGGAACUUGGAGGAGGCGGAUCACGCCGCAGCUGUGAUCACCUACCAUGCCAACCGCCCCCAACCGCGUCGAAUUUACAACCACCAGGAAGUCCAGGUGGACAGCUCGUUCUUCGAGCCAUCGCCGGAACGGAUCGAGGAACUCAAGCGGAUUCUGUUGGAACAGGAAUAA
Molecule: messenger RNA, 339 nt
Organism: Drosophila subpulchrella
Lineage: Eukaryota; Metazoa; Arthropoda; Insecta; Diptera; Drosophilidae
Exons: 1
Coding region: 1-339 (112 amino acids)
Source: RefSeq, a predicted model, not a curated record